AGAACGCAAACGCUAGCGACCGCGCUAGCCAGUUUUGUUCUCCCGUUUGAAAUUUAUCUCGUUUUGUUAUGGCUACAAUGUCCGGAGGCGCUAAUCUCGGGGUUCCCGGGACAAGCCAAGCCAGCUCCGGAAUACUCGCACACCGGAAGAAAGACAGCAGCCCGUCCGCUAGGUUCUGGGAGAGUCCGGAUACUUUAGCCCAGCUGGAUGUGGUGCGGCAGUGGAUGGGGAAGCACUACAAAAAGUAUGUGUUGGUGGAUGCCCCGUCCUGUCAGGCUUUGGCUGCAGUCACCCUACAACUUCUCCAGUUUCAAGAGGAUGCCUUUGGUCGACAAGCUACCAACCCUGCACUUACCAAACUGCCCGCACAAUGCUUCCUGGACUUGCGACCCGGGGGUGGACUCUGUCACAUUCUUGGCACUGCUUACAAAUUCAAAGUCGAACAGGGCUGGCGAAGGUUUGACCUGCAGAAUCCAUCAAGAACUGAGAGGAAUGUGGAGAUGUUUGGUACGAUUGAAAAAGCACUGAUCCAGAACAACUGUAUGUCAGUGCCUGUGGUAUAUCUGGACCCUGCACUGGAUCAGGAGCUGGUUAGCAGACUGACUGGUAUCAUCACCAAACACCAGGGUACCCUCACUGAGGACAAAACGCUUGCCAGUCAUCACAUCUACACCUCACCACCUUCUACAGAGGAGGAUGAGUGGAUGCGUCCUGUCAUGCGGAAAGACAAGCAUGUCUUAGUACAUUGGGGAAUGCACCCUGAUAGUUACGAUAGCUGGCUGUCCUCAGGUGACGUUGAAGGAGAGGUUGAAGAGCUGCCGCAUCCAGAGAGGCCAUGGAGGGUCCAUGCUGGUUGGGUUCUGGAUACGGAUGUUUUCAAUGAAUGGAUGAAUGAGGAAGACUACUGUGUGGAUGAGAGGAAUGUACCGGUCAUCCUCCGUCAGCGUAUUCACCUCCAAGAUGACCAGGACUCAAAGUCCACCCCCUCCAAAAAGAGAAGACGUUCCCCCUCUCCUCCCACCUCUGAAGGCAGGAAGAAAGGAAAGAAGGGGAGAAGGCGUGGACAACAGGAGGAAGAACCCGAAGAGGACCUGACCAAAGACAUGGAAGACCCGACUCCUGUUCCGAACAUGGAGGAGGUCAUACUACCCAAGAAUGUCAAUCUGAAGAAAGACAGUGAAAAUACUCCAGUGAAAGGAGGGACCAUGGCUGACCUAGAUGAACAAGAGGAUGAUUUCCCAGGAAGGGAAGAUGAGGAGGGACGAGGAGAGAACCCACGCCUGUCAGAAGGAGAGGACAAUAUCACAGAACAGACUCAUCAUAUUAUAAUACCAAGUUACACUUCGUGGUUCAAUUACAACAGCAUUCACUCGAUAGAGAAACGUGCACUUCCUGAAUUCUUCAAUGGAAAGAACAAAUCUAAAUCUCCUGAAAUCUACUUGGCGUAUCGUAACUUCAUGAUCGACACGUACCGGCUCAACCCCCAGGAGUACCUCAGUUCAACGUCCUGUAGACGCAACCUCACUGGAGACGUUUGUGCUGUUAUGAGGGUUCAUGCGUUUUUGGAGCAGUGGGGUUUGAUUAACUACCAAGUGGAUGCAGAGAGCAGACCCCUCCCCAUGGGACCGCCACCCACCCCCCAUUUCAACGUGCUGGCUGACACACCAUCUGGGCUGGCCCCCCUGCAACACAAACCCCUACAGGUUUGUGUUUUGCAAAAAUAUGCAAGACACCAGCUCAGCACAGGCAGAUUUGAAACCCAGUUUGUGUCACCUCCUGAUAUACUCUCCCGCUCCCACUCAAUCUUGCAGGUGUCGGCCUCACAGCACAUGUUGUAUUUCCCAGAAAAGAGCAGAGAGAAACCCUCAGACUGCCAGAACUUCGGUCUGCGCACUGACAUCUACGCGAGGAAACACCCCAAGACUAAAGGAGCCAGUGCAGGAAGGGAAUGGGCAGAGCAGGAGACACUCUUGCUCUUGGAGGCCUUAGAGGUUUACAGAGACGACUGGAACAAAGUAUCAGAGCACGUGGGCUCCAGAACGCAGGAUGAAUGUAUCCUCCACUUCCUUCGUCUGCCGAUAGAAGACCCGUACCUGGAAGACUCUUCCGCCUCUCUGGGUCCGCUGGCCUAUCAGCCUGUGCCUUUUAGCCAAUCAGAGAACCCUGUCAUGAGCACUGUGGCCUUCCUGGCGUCUGUGGUGGAUCCACGCGUGGCAUCAGCUGCAGCUAAGGCCGCACUGGAGGAGUUUUCCCGAGUGCAAGAGGAAUCAGUGGACAAAGCCUCUGAAAUGUCCAACCAGCCAGAAAAAACAGAAUCAAUGGAUGCAGAAAAACUGGAGGCAAAUUCCAACCCCCAUCAGGGACCUGUAAGGGCAGAUGGGUUGAAGGUGGAACCAAGUGGGCCAAAAGUGGAGGGAGAACGAGUCAAAAGAGAACAUGCUGAAAACAUACUUGCUGAGGACAGAGAUGGAAGGGGAGAUGACGAUGAGAGCAUCGGCCGGCGGGAGGGAGACGGAGAUGAGGGGGGGAGAGGGAUGGAGAUGGAGCUGGUGGAGGGCAGCGUUGCCACGGCAGCAGCAGCUGCUCUGGCCUCAGCUGCCACAAAGGCCAAGCACUUGGCGGCAGUAGAAGAGAGGAAGAUCAAGUCCCUGGUGGCUCUGCUGGUAGAGACCCAGAUGAAGAAGUUGGAGAUCAAGCUGAGACACUUUGAAGAGCUGGAGACCAUCAUGGACCGCGAGAAAGAGGCUCUGGAGCAGCAGCGGCAACAGCUCUUGUCAGAGAGACAGACUUUUCAUACAGAGCAGCUGAAGCAGGCGGAGAUAAAGGUUCGCCAGCAGAGGGAGCAGCAAGGCCAGCCGGGUUACACAAUGCAGCGUUCAGGCCAGUCCAUGUCCAUGCCAGUUCUAGGAAAUGCCCAAACGAUGGCCCCUCGACACCCUGGAGCUCCCAAUGGCAUGUACCCGUCCUCACAGCCCGACGGCAUAGCAGCAGCUCAGACUGGUCCUCCAUCGUCCAGCCACAGCUGAACUGACCAGAAAACACAACAACAACACAACCACUGGCAUAAAUGUUCAGGAACAAGCGCUUGAAAAAAAAAAAAAAAAUGAAGUCUGUAACUCUUCGGUAGUCGCAAGUUUUUAGAAUGAAAACUUCACAGUCGCAUACAGCCGAUGUGUGUUUGGUCAACAGCUCAGUCCGUCUCAUAUCUGUGAAUUAUUUGUGCUCUGGCGUCAGAGUUGAGAAAUCUGAAGAUUGAACUCGACUCAUUAAAGUUGCUUUUUUAUCAAACAAAA
Molecule: messenger RNA, 3293 nt
Organism: Stegastes partitus (bicolor damselfish)
Lineage: Eukaryota; Metazoa; Chordata; Actinopteri; Pomacentridae
Gene: smarcc1b
Product: SWI/SNF related BAF chromatin remodeling complex subunit C1b
Exons: 27
Coding region: 69-3026 (985 amino acids)
Biological process (GO): cell projection morphogenesis
Cellular component (GO): synapse
Molecular function (GO): protein binding
Source: RefSeq, a predicted model, not a curated record